This is a messenger RNA of Paramecium pentaurelia, 912 nucleotides long. The record is from the annotation of a GenBank genome assembly. Lineage: Eukaryota; Ciliophora; Oligohymenophorea; Peniculida; Parameciidae.
UAUGAGGCCUUCUUUAAAUUAUUUGAGAUAAUUAAGAAAUUAAAUAGUAUGGUCUGCAUCAGCUAUUGGAUUGACCACUUUAACCUAAACCAAUUUUUGCACAACCAAAGAAUACUAUUUCAAUUAUGGAUCCCAUAUGAUACCUCAUCCUGAAAAAGUUCAUAAAGGAGGUGAAGAUGCUUUAUUUGCAGAUAAAAAGAUCCUUGUUGUAGCAGAUGGUGUUGGUGGAUGGGCUGAUGUAAUUGAUAUUAUUGAUAAAUUGAAUUUAGUUGGGUAUUGAUCCAGGAUUGUAUAGCAAAGAAUUAUGUAAAAAAUUAGAAGAAGCUUUCAAAUAGAAUCCUGAAGAUCUAAAGAAUCCUAAAAAAUAUAUUAUUGCUGCUCAUAAGGUGACUAAAGCAAAGGGUAGUACUACUGUUUGUGUAGUAUCAAUAAAUUAAGGUGAUUUGAGAUCUUCUUUAGUUGGAGAUUCAGGAUAUGCAAUUUAUCGCAAAAUUGAUGAUAAAUAUCAAUUAAAUUUCAAAUCUACAGAAUAAUAGAAGUCAUUUAAUUUUCCAUAUCAAGUAUAUUAUAUUAAUAUAUUAUAGAUUGGAAGUGAAGGAGACAAUCCAAAUGUAGCUACUGAUGACACACAUAAGAUUUAGGUUGGAGAUUUAGUUGUCUUGGGAACUGAUGGAUUAUUUGAUAAUAUGUCAGCUUAAUAAAUUCAAGUUGUUAUUGAAGAUGUUACUAAAACUGAACCUAAUAAUCCAUAAGCUUUGGCAAAAUCUAUUGCUAAUUAUGCAUAUAGAUUAUCUUUAGAUCCUAAAUACAAUUCACCAUUUGCUCAACAUGCCAAAUAGAGUAGAUUAAGAUAUAUGGGAGGAAAGAGUGAUGAUAUAACAGUGAUUGUAGCAUUUAUUAAUGAAUAAUGAU